AUGAAGCUCGCCAUUAUAACCCUCGCGCUUGUCUCCUUGGUGACUGCCGCACCCCUCUCAACCCACUGGUCGCAGGGCGUUCCACUCGAUCGAUACCUGCCUGGCGAGGAUGGAUCCGCCGCAGAACCGCAACCGGGCACGCUUCUGGCCAACGCAGGUGCUGGGCGAGUGCUCAGUCUGCCUGCAACGUCCCGCCACCACAGCGACACUGCCACGAGCUGGCCCGCAGCCGUUGGCGAGCGACUGAGCGCCAUCCUGAACCACUUUGGUAUCUAUGUCGAAGUGUGGUCCGAGACCGAGGAACACCUGUUUGUGGACAUGGUCUACGGCGACGAUGCGGGCAGAGGCGACACUGCUGCAGGUGACCGCUUCCAAGCACUGUCCGCCGACGCGCUCGAGUACUACCUGUCUCAGCGCCAGGUGGCCGAGGGUAUCCUGGACCAACUGUGGGAGACCAUGGGCCACCGCCGAGUGUACGCGCUCGUCUUGCUCGUGGUCGCCGUCCUGAACAUUACGGCCAUUGCCCUCGCGCGCCAGAGUUUGUCCCAGCACCAGCGCUGCGCUCGCUGUGGGUACGACGCUGAGCUCGAAGCACCAGGCCGGGCGCAUUCGGAGCGUCUGCCUGCGACCUCGAACGGGGUCGCAGUGGAUGAAAAGGGACGACUCGUGUAG
Molecule: messenger RNA, 672 nt
Organism: Apiotrichum porosum
Lineage: Eukaryota; Fungi; Basidiomycota; Tremellomycetes; Trichosporonales; Trichosporonaceae
Exons: 2
Coding region: 1-672 (223 amino acids)
Source: RefSeq, a predicted model, not a curated record